AUGCCAGAUGGAAAACCCAUACCUAUCAUUGUAUGGAAUGGCAACAUCAUCCAAGAUCCGUCGUCACUACAAAGAUUAUUUGAGGAGCAGAUGCCGAAAUCAUACUAUAAAGUUCAAGACUAUGACUGCCAUGUGUUGAAUCCUAAUUAUGACGGAGAGGCUCUGCAAGGUGGGCAAACGACGACGGGAAAGAAUAUGAGCAUUCUGGUGACAGUCUCUGGAUCUGUCAAAUAUGGAGAUGAGACCACUCCACGGGGCUUCAGCGAAUCCUUCGUUCUAGUGCCCAAUCUAAACAACGCAGAUCACGGAGAGAAGAAGGCAAGACAGUGGCUCAUACAAAGCCAGAACUUCAGACUGGUGGUUUGA
This is a messenger RNA of Bacidia gigantensis, 366 nucleotides long. RefSeq lists its product as uncharacterized. The transcript has a single exon. Gene Ontology annotation, biological process: protein import into nucleus. Lineage: Eukaryota; Fungi; Ascomycota; Lecanoromycetes; Lecanorales; Ramalinaceae. Bases 1 to 366 code for a protein of 121 amino acids. Gene Ontology annotation, cellular component: nuclear pore central transport channel. The record is from RefSeq and is a predicted model, not a curated record.